Acromyrmex echinatior (Panamanian leafcutter ant) is the source of this 499-nucleotide messenger RNA. RefSeq lists its product as uncharacterized. The record is from RefSeq and is a predicted model, not a curated record. Lineage: Eukaryota; Metazoa; Arthropoda; Insecta; Hymenoptera; Formicidae.
ACAUUUAGAUGCCAUGUUUAGAAAAAUGUGCAUAAAAUGUAUUUACGUUCUAACAAAAAAUUGUGGUAUAAAUAUAGAAAAUAGAAUAGUAGUAUGAAUAGUAUUUAUGAGUAUGAAAGACCUAUGAUAAUAAUUCUCUGUAUUUACAGGAUACACAAUGCCAUACUGUUGCAUAAAAUGUUUCAAUUCAUGAAAGACAGGGAGUCUGAUUCUGAUCCAAUAAAAAGAGGUCUACGAGAUCGCCGGACUCUGUAUUCUAGGGACAUUAGUGCAGUUUAUUCCUCAGUAGAUUCUCUCUCAAUUCGGCUCACAAAUCGGUUCCACUUUUUCCGUUCGCGUGCUAUCAAGUUGAGGCUCUUUCUCUUUGGCCUAGUUUCCACUGAGGGUUUAAAUCGGAUCAGAAUGUAAGAACCAAUCAACUACAGUCGUUUGGCUGUAACAGGGGAAUGCUCGACUGUAGUUGGUUGGUUCUUACAUUCAGGGGAUUGAUUCUGUAUCU